Molecule: messenger RNA, 16659 nt
Organism: Porites lobata
Lineage: Eukaryota; Metazoa; Cnidaria; Anthozoa; Scleractinia; Poritidae
Source: the annotation of a GenBank genome assembly
CAUGCAUAAUUAUGCGAUGCCUCCUUCUGUCCAAAGGUGAGUAAUUUUAUUUUGGCAAAGAAGUAAUUCAAUUUUGGGCCGCUCGAGUAGCCCACAGACGUGUGUGCCGAUCUAUUUUGUCUUGAUGUAGCCUCUGCGUUGUUCAACGAACGUCUUCUGCCUGAAAAUCGAAUACCUACGGCUAGCAGCGCAGAGUUAGUUGUGCAAAUCUUUUGGCUGUUUUGACCAAGCUGAUCGUUUCGAUCACUCACAAGGCCACAAAACUUGUCUGCCGUGCCUUUUAAUUUCAUUUGAAUGCACGUACUAGAAUGCCUUGGUUUCAGUUUUGACUUAUGAAAUUGCGUUUUAUUUCAGUGGGAAUUCUCGUCUCUGAAUAGCUCUGAAUGAUACAUGUAGAAUACUAUAUGACUUUAAUGGUCGGUCUAUUUAUGCAGAAUGAUAUUUGAUUCAUGAGGGAGCUCUUUCUUUUAAAUAUUUCAGUAUCGUUGUGAACGUAUUUUCGUAUGGCAUAAGCUUUAUUGUUGUGAUAAAUGGAAGGAAAUCGAGCAACCUUUGCUUACUCUCUCCUUCGCUUGUAAGCUGUUGUAUGUAUACCGUUAGGUCUUUGCAUUCUAACCCAGAACAAUUAUUGACGUGUUAUUGAAUUUAUAAAUUUAUAAAUAAGUUUAGUUAAACUGGGUGGGUGUUGCCCUGAGAGCUCUUUGCAAAAUUCAAAGGAUGGUUAAAGUUAACUAUUAAGAAAGCAGCUGCUACUAAGGACAUAGGCAAUGAAAUGUAAUGAUUCCCAUGCAGCUGUACCUUUAACUUUUAAUAUUUUUUAAAAAAUAAUAAUGAUAACCAGUUUUAAGGAUAUUAAAUUUUUGUCAGCAACAAUUCUGGCUAUGAACAUGUAGCUUUUACUUGGUGUAUCUCAAUGAACAUUCAGUUUUCAAACUCAAUCAAACUAGAUUAAACUGUCUUGAGCAAUAAGAAGAGUUCAAUGCAGUUCAGCCAUUGAACGAAAUCGAUCUCACUAAAAGGAAAUUUGAAUAGAACAAAUUAAAAUGGAACAUUUGACUUUCAAACUCAUUUGGACAAAAGAGUUGGACUGAGUUUGGUCAUCGAAGGAAGUGGAGCUCACAAAAGAAAAACAUGAAUGGAACAAAAUUGGAAGAGUGUUCCAGUCUCGAAGUCUCGCUGUGGUUCACCGUUAAAACAGUCAAGGAGAGAAUGAAGAAUGCCAUGCAGCUUGCACACUUUAUUCAUAAGCAAUGAUCCCCUGGGUUAAGUAUUAACUGUCCUUUAAGCAACUGACUCUGGUAAUUUGUCAUAAUAUUUAUAACAAAAUGAGGUGUAAUCACAAUGUCAGAAACAAUUAUGUACAUUUUCCUGAGUGCAUAAAUGGCCAGAGAGGAAUUUAAUCAAAACAAGAUAAGUAUUACAUUUAAUUUGGUACCUUUCUUCACUUAAAUGGACUUGGUCAAACUUUUCAAAUUUUACUCGCAGGACUUAAAAGAUACAACCUACAAAUAACCACAGCAUAAUUGAGAUCACUAUGGGACCAGAAGUGGGUGUCAAAAUCAUCCAUUUACAUAAAGGAGUUUUCUCGGUCUUAAGGUGGUUAUAAUGCAGAUUUUUUCUUGAUACCACUGUAAUUAAGACCAAGUUAUUAUCGACGACAGCGACGGCAGCGAAAAUGUCAGUUUUAAAAUGAAUUCCCGUUUUUUCAAUCUUUGUCGCGUUUAUUCCAAUUUGCUGAAAAUGGCAAUUGUAGGCAAAUUUCCCUGGAGUUGAUUUCUUGAAGACCGCACUCAAGUUUAGAGAGAGAAAAAGAGAUUCGUCGUCGCUUGUUUACGUCCUCUAUAAAACUUGCAAUUAGGCAUUUUCAUGUUGUAGUCGUGCAAGGACGGUAAAGAAAUGUACAAAAAAGCGUGAUGCACGUGCAAAGUUGUUGUUUUGCGUAAUAAACCUAUUGCUUUUUUGACGUCAUGGUUGCCGUCGCCGUCGUCGUUGCUAAAGCUCCCUAUUAUUUCAGUGAGCUAACCACUCUGUAAUUCCCUACAUUUUUUUGUUUGGAAUUCAGAUAAACUGCAGGCAUGAGUGGGGAGGCUCAAGAAAGGAAUGUCGUCAUGGAGGAAUCUAAUGUUGGAGCUCAGAAUUCUGAUGACACUCUUGUAGUGUUGGAAUUCUCACCUAAAGCUCCUGCUGAAACUAAAGAAUGGCUGACAGCACUUAUAAAAGCUCCAGGUGUGUUUGUUAUCAUUUGUCCUACAUGUAAUUCUAACAGAAUCUUUGAUUGACUGUUUCCUUGCCUGUUUAGAGUACAGAGAAAUGUUGUAACAUAACAAUCGAAAAUUAAAUGAAAGCUAGGUUUUCUUGAAAAGAAGAAAAGAACCACGCUCUUUUGUCCUCAAUUUAUUCCCCAGAAAGCUGGAAAUUCCUUUUAGGGCUUUGAAAUUUCAGUAUUUUGUGGGGAAGCACGCCCAGCCCCCCUCCCCCCUAGAAAAAGGAGACUAACGGCCCCUUGUUGAUACAGUCAGUUACUCUAUGCAAACCUGCUGGCUACUUCAAUCUUUAUUGAAACCCCUGAACUCAAAGAAUUAGUUGCGAGAAUUUGUUUAAAGAUCAAAGCAUUUUAUUUAAGUAUUUUACAUUGUUAGGAGAAAUUUGAUGUUAGUUGCUCCUUGAACUUAAAAAGGUUGACCAUAACUUGGCUGGUUGUUGUUUCUGUUUAGUUAGCAGUGGAGGUGCUGGGCUCAAGACAAAGCUUGUUGCAAAUGCCUUAAAGAACUGCGACACCCUGCAUAUUUCUGCAGACACCAAGCGUCUUCUUGCUGGUGCUGAGAAACUAAAAAUCAAAAAGCGCCUUAAAUCUGGAGCUAUAAUGGAUUUCUGUUUAGAACAGUGCAAGGAAUUCAAAGACUUUGUUAAUGAUGGUGAAGAAUUUUUGAUGGUGAGAGAGAAGGAGCGUAUUAUUUAUGUUGCACUGGAGAGCAUCAAACCUCAUGAAGAUGGAACUGUUCCUGGUUAUAGUGACGUAAAGAUGUAUAAAAACAGGGCCCUUAGUAAGUACAUGUAUUCAAUAUUGUCUGACUUACAGGAGACAAAGUGGUGACUCUUAGUCAAUAGCCCAUGAGGCUGAAGUAAAAUCCAACCAGUUGGUCAAUAAUAUCGAGACGAAACAACCUCAGCUAGUUGAAGCUAGACUUUAACCCAUUUUUCUGCCAAAAAGCGGGCGCUUUUCACUACUAGUGGGCUAUAACAUGUAGCCUAGUAGUAGCUCAACCAAUCAGAAUGCAACAUUCACACUCAUUUGAAGGCCUCUGGUUUAAAAAGACCCCCUGCUCAUGUUGCUAAAUAGUGAAAUUGUACACACUGUUAAAGACUGACAAGACACUGAAAAUCUUACCCUGUUCAGCAGUACACUGUAUGUACCAAUUUAGGCCAAAUAACCGAGUGCCUCCACCCUCAUCCUGAGUUAUUACGUUUCUAAUAACGGGCAUGGUUAUCUCAACAACUUAGCCAAUAAACGUUGUUCACAAUGCUCACUGUUUCUGCAUUUGCUGAAGAAUUGAUAAUUUUAAAGCAAUGUCAAUGGUUAAAAAAAUUUAACCUGAAUCUAAUUUUGACCUGUAACAUUUUCCCCCCCUCCCCUUCCAAAAAAAAAAAGAGAACCCUCAUCCACCCAUAUUUUGGUAUUGUACUACAUACUCCCCCAUUUUUGCGUGUAUCGUUGGCUCAAGUUGGUUGUAAGAGGGUCGUACAGGGGGGGUCUCUCGCACGGUUCACGAACAGAAAAAACAGCGAAUCACGGAUCACGGCUAUCAAAAUUUCAUUUCCCGAAUCACGAAAAUAAACAAGUAAGGUACUCGUUGUAAUAACCUUCUCUUACGGUAGAAAGAGUGUUUGAAGAAAGCAAAAUCGUUAAAGGCUAAGUAAAGGCUGCUUUUCAAGUAAAAUAGCAUCGCCCGUGUUUGAAGCUGUAUUUUACCUGAAGUAUUUAAAAUUUACUCGUCUUGAAAUAUUCUAAUUUAACUUUGUACUACCAUACUAUACGUACUCGUCCCCUCCAUAUCACGGAUGUUUCGAUGUUUUGGAUCACUGUCCUUUGACCUCCAGUGACAUAGGAGACCAUUAGACUACGAGUAGUCCCCCAUUUUUAGAGGGAGCGAGACGCGAGCGCGCGUGAAAAUCACCCCACGCGAGAAAAGGCGACACGCGGCGGGGAGAGAGAAAAAUGAGGGACUACAGUCAAAGCCCAAGCUUUUGACCCUUCACGGCUGACUGAUUUUGGAGUGUGAAGUUCGUAUCCCCUUCCAAAUCAAUUAAGCGCAUCCAAUGGGAUUCCUUCCCUUAUUGAGCUGUCAUUGCUCUUGUCAUCGGUAAACUACGGCGGGAUAUUUGUUGCAAGCAAAAGAAAACCCAGAUUCUAAUUUUCGAUCUUCACGGCUGUUUCGUGUGAAGAACUUGAUAGUGUAGGCAACACACGACUUUUACUCAUGCCAAAAUGCUGUUUGUUCCAAUGAAUUUUUUUUCUCUGACGGGUAGAUUAUGCUUUGGAGGAAAACGUUUUGACUGAGCAAAUGUGAUUUUUGCCGCUUAUUUCAUACUGAGAGGUCGUGACACGCAUAUUAAUUUUCUGCGGUUAUUGUUUAUGGUCGGCAUGAUUUGCCCUCUGAUGCAAGAGCAUUUUCUUUGACCUCUUUUGAAAAGUAAAGCUCUUCAAUGCGGCUAAAUAAGGGUUUUGGGCUGUUUAAUUUCUCCGGCAAUUGCCUCCUGGAUCUGAAUAAUUUUAAGCGAUUUUCUUUUUCGCCAUGAAUGUGAUGGUUUCCUGCAAUGUUUUGUCACGCUGGGACCAGCUCGUUAGCAUUUUUAGCAGGACGGAUAGUGAUAUCCAAAUCUCGAAGAAUGGAUUGCAGCUUAAACUAAAACUACGUUAACUAUGGAGAACUGCGAUGAGACUCAGUCAUGACUGCUCAUGAAUUUUAACUGCCGCUUGUUUUUCUGGAGAUAAUGUGAGUGUUUGGACUGACGCACGUAGUUCCUCCCUUGGUGAUAACUUUUGAAUUAACUUAACAGCCUUGCGACUGUUCUGUUAUUCCCACUUUGUGAUCAGGCAAGAUCAUGGUUUCGGUUCUCCACGCGAACCUCAUCAGUAGCCGGGUUGGUUUUCUGCUUAGUUGCUUCUACAAGAGCAACACUAGUUAUUUGUUCUGUGCUGUUAUUUGUUCUGCUCUAGUUAUUUGUCAGUGUAAAUUGUGAUUAUGUCGAGUGUUGAUAGCAGCAGGCGCGUUUUUGACAGAUGUUGACAGAUUUCCAUGGAAGAGCCAAUCAGAGUUUUGCGUUGUGAGAGCAACGCAUUAGUUCAAAAGCUUGGGCUUUGUCUGUAGUCCUUCAUUUUUCUCUCUCCCCGCCACGUGUCGCCUUUUCUCGCGUUUCGCUCGCUCUACUAUCCUUGAGGAAAAGUGGGGGACUACUCGUAGUCUAGGAGACCAUAGGCAUAGGAAUAGACAUCUGAUCCAUGAUAGGCCGGUAAAGCACGUGAAUUUGCACAAUGGAUUACUUCAAUUAAAGCGAAGUCUGUUACUUGUCACAUUUGAUAUUUUCACAGGGUUCUCAAUAGAUUUUUAAGUAGGAGGUGAUCACUGAUAAAGUAGGAGGCUCUUCAGCAAAGCCAGAGGUGUCAAAACAAAGCAAAGAAAAGCGACUUAAACACAAAGUAAGCGGCUAUAAAUCCCAAAGUAAGCGGCGAUCAAUCGCCGGGUGCCGCCUUCUAUUGAGAACCCUGUUUUCAGUCUUAAAAUAAUUCUUCCGGAGCACUCGCAUCUCAAAAUCACGCCAAAUAGAGUGGUGAAAUCACGAACAUCGGUUAAUAAUUCAAGUUCUUCACGGGUCACGCAAAACCUUCAGAUCAUGGAUCACGAAGAAUAAUUUAUUAAAUUCACGUUUCAUGGAAAAUAAAAUCAGCCAAUCACGCAUCACGGGAAUACCCCUGUACGACCCUCUUGUAAAUACAUCAUAGCAAUCAUAGCCGGAGCUGAUGAACUUUACACGGGUUAAUGGAACUUACCAGUGUAUGAAUGAAAUAAAUAAUGUAAUUUCCAAUUUAAGUCAAUGCCAAGAAUGACAAAUUAUUAUUUCCAUUUUCUGGUACAUGUACAUGUAUUUUGAUAAGCCAUCAAUUUAGAAAUGAUUCAUAAAAGAAUGUUGACUGACAUGCAGAAUUGCACUUGAAUCAGACAUGUAUUGAUUCUCCUUCUUUCUGUCAGUUCCAAGGUGCAUAUCCAAGGGAAUUGUUACCCAGAUCUUUCCUCUCCAUGACCAUGAAAAACUUAAAGCCUUGGAACACAAGUGGUAUCUGAGCUUCUCCAGAAAACAACCUCUAGGUAAGCUGACUUCGCAGUCCUGUCCUGAGGCUGUCCACAAUAUGGAGAGUGGAGUGUAAAUGGGUUGAACUCUAUCUUGUGACACACUUCUAAUCAAUAAUUUCCUGUGCGUGGUGUUUGUAAGUAGCUUUAACACAUGUUUUCUCAGAGAUCAGAUUAGUUUAUUGCGCGUGUUUGUUUUGAGUGGCCCAGAUAAUCAGGAAGCUUAAGCAAUGAUGAUGAUAGGAGUGCAAACAUGUCCUUUUACUAAAGGAAUGAAUUUGCACUCUUUAAACUUCAUUACAUAAUAUUUUUAUUCAGUUUCACUUUGUCAAAUGUAGGUGAACUUUCCUGGUAUAGUUGAAUUCUUAGGGUCAGGAUCCGAGCUCAAAAAAGAGAAAGAAUUAACCCUUUAAGCCCCAAUAGUGACCAAGAUCAAUUUUCUCCUAACAAUAUCCAUACAUUGUCAACAGAUAAGUUAUGAGAAUUAAUAAAAUGAUCACCCAAGUAAAAAUGCCUUGAUCCUUUAUCAAAUUCUCUCAACUCAUUCUUUAAGGAAAUGUACGGAGAUCAGUUUGGAGAAUUUGUAUGUGGAUAUUGGGGCUUAAAGGGUUAAGUUUGUCAUCAUAUGCUCACAUCCUCUGUUCAGUGUCACUGUACGAAUAUUGCUUUUUGGCAUUCUCGUUGAAUUGCCAUCAUUGCUUCUUUCUGUGGUUGCCAAUAGGCUCCUUUGUAUCAUGUCAUCUUCACUUUAGAAAUGUGUAGAUGCAGUACCAUGUUUGAACUUUUCCAAAGGGAGAUAAUGAACUUUUUCAGGAAGAAAAGAAAAAGGGAACUGUCUCUCUAAAGUAUUGAUUUUUCCUAUCUAAGUUCUAAGGAUUGUUCAUGCUUAAGUUGAUUGGGCCUCAGCCAACAAUCAGCAGAAAAAUUGUUGACAUCCUCAAAUUGGGUAACUUGGAGAACAAAACAGUCCACACCCCUCCCCCUCCCAUCCAUUCAAACAUAGGGUGUUUGUUUUUUCUUCAGUUAGCGUGAACAGUGGCACAACAUUGUAUGGAGGGGUUUAGGGAGGAAAGUGUUAUUUUCCCCUUUUAAGUUGGCAAAAUGUCAGAGACGUCCAUUAGGCAAAGUUUCUGAUCUAGUUUUGUUGCCUAUUGUAGGUAACUGCACAGUUCACAAUAUAGCUGUUAAUUUCCCAAUGAACUAUACAACAUGACACUGUAAAACUACCAUGAAAUUGUCACUGAGUCUUUUCUUUUUUAUAAUCCAUGUCCUGCAGUUUGUUAAACAUGUUCCUUUCUGACAUAAUUCUCUUCUCCAGAUGACAUACGUGAAUACUUUGGAGAGACCAUAGCGAUGUAUUUUGGAUUCUUGGGUUUUUACUCCAUGUGCCUUGUUCCACCAGUUUUGUUAGUUGUUGUCUUUGCUCUGUCUGGAGCACAUGAGCAAACAAAGAAUACAGUGUUUGCUAUCUUGAACCUUGUCUGGGGCACUGUCUUCUUGGAGGCAUGGAAACGUCGCUGCUCUGAGAUCUCUUUUAGAUGGGGGACUCUAAAGUCAGGCAUAGGUGAGUGGAUGUCAACUUUUUUUAUAGUGAAAAGUGCUCUUAGCUUGUCCAGCUGGUUUGCAGGCACUCCAUUCAAAUACUAAGAAACAACUAAUUCAAAUAUAACACAACAUAAUUAAAAACUGGCAGGAGGCAACCAGUUGGUUAUUUACAAGCGAACUUUACAAGUGAGCUGUUUUACCCCUAGAGGUGGCCAAAGUUAGAAAUUCAGAUUGUAAAAUCCUUAGAUUUAAAAAGCACCAAGCAAAUGGGCUGCGAAAAAGGUUUUAUUUGAAUGGUAGUACCUGUGAUUUAACCACAGAUGGAAAACUUUAAAUUUCAAGUCAUUGCUCCAUAACUCAUUCCUAGGAGUGCAGUAGUGUAGCUAAGGAAAACCUAAGAAUUUUUUACUCAACUUUAACUUCAAAUUUGUUUUCCGGAGCAAUUUGAGCCAGUGGUAAGCUCUCCUUUCAGCCCUCUCGAUCUCUUAGCCACAUCCUUGGGAGGGAAAGUGUAGUUUUCUAUUUGACCUGGGCUGUUCUGUUAUGUACUGAGGGUGUGUCAUCGUUGACUGGUUAGCCACCCUCAAAUACGAAUUUGAAAUUCAAGAAUAAUGAUUAUUCAAAGAGUGUUUAAAGAAAUGUUCAUAUCAUGUUUAAAAAUUUCGUGAAAAAAUUGAAGUAGCUUACCAUUAUCUAAGAGAAGAAUAAUUUCCAAGCAACGCAGUGUGGAGAAAAAGGUAAAUCAGUGCAAGUAAAUAAUUGAAAUUCAGUUCAAACAAGGAAAAAGAAAAUGCAAAUGAAUCUUUUUGCAUCAAAAUAUUAUUGUUUUCUGCACUGUUUUACAUGAAUUAGGCAAUGGAAAUAAAGAAAUUUUAUUUUAAAUUUUCCAUUUAGGCACAGAGGAAGUUGAGGAGCCACGCCCAGCCUACUGGGGUGAGAAGCGCGUCAGCCCUAUCACAGGACAAACAGAAUACUACUACCCACCAUGGAAAAGAAAGAUAAAGACCUACUGUGUGUCUUACCCAAUUGUCUUCUUCUGCUUGAAGAUUGCAACUGUGGUUAUGCUUUUAAAUUUUAAAUUCCUCGAUGCUGUUGAGGCCAGAUAUAAUGAUGUUGGAGGAAUUUUUGCCAGCAUCAUGCUUUCAUUACCAAGUAUUGUUUACGCAAUUGCAAUUGCUGUGUUGAAUAACCUGUAUCAUCAACUGGCGACUUUCCUGACAGAAUGGGGUAAGUUGUAAACUUCUGUUCAUCCUUUAGCUUGGUAUCCCUGUGGUCUCCUAUUUUCUACAUGGUCUCCCUGUGAUCUACAAGACAAAAAUUAUGGAGGGAUCCAAAUUUGUGUCUUAAUAGUAUCCUUAUUUAAGGACGUUAUGUAAUGUUGGCAGUGAGAAUUGUACUUGUCUUCAGGGGUUCUGAGGACUUUUCAUGUAUUUUAAUUGACUUGACUCGAAGUGCAAUACUUUAUGAAUACAUUUUUUCAUGCGAACACUUUGGUCAAGUUUGGAAGCUUCUUGACAGACUUUGCAGAGCAUAACACUAUUUGCUUCAGCUUUUGUGCCUGAGUGGUGGAAAGCUUAAUGGUAAAUAGUGUCUUGAAUGUCAAAUAACAAAAAUUCACAAAAGUUUUUGUGUGAUAAUACUCGUGCAAACAAUGUUAUUGUCGUCUGGGACAACCUGACAACCACUAAUAUGGAUCCCUGCGAAAAUAUAAAUUAUUGUACUUGUUUGACUGACUAGGAAAGUCAAAUGUAGGCUAAAUUGUCAGUAAUGACUAAGAGACUACAGUGUUUAGUCAGUCAGCCGGCUUUCAGUUCUUGCAUAAUUUAGCCCCUCUUUUCCCUUUUCGCAGAAAAUCACAGGCUGCAGUCAGCUUUUAACAACCAUCUUAUUGUCAAGUUGGUUCUUGUGAGUACAUAAAAUUACACCAGCCACUUUCAACAUAAUUUGUUAUUAUAGUGCUUUUGACGAGGUACUUGGUCAAUCUGCUCUCAUGAUGUCCGUUUUUGUUAUGGUGUACCGACACAUCUUCAACCGAAACAACCUUUUCAUUUGGCGCCAAUUUUUGUUUUACAUUGAAUCAGUGUCACAGUGUUUAAAUCUUUUACCCAUUUGCUCCCUGGCCUGCAUGGCUUGUGCUCGGAAGGGACAGGGAAAGGAGAACAUUGGUGACCGGUCAUUUCGCCUACGUGUUUCGGUAACAUCCCGUCUGCUAACAUCUUAAGUCGUUUCGCCGAUUUUCAGCUUGUUUUUAGUUUUGAGCAGACGCGUACAGUUACCAUAUUUGGAGAGCAUGGUAUAAUGACUCAUAUACCAUGAUGGCUAAGCCAAUCAGAGCUCUAGGAUGCAUUAUCAAAUGAUUCAGUGUUUAAUAAUUAUCAUUAGAAAAUCUUCACCUUAGUUGUUUCAUUAACUGUGUUUUAUAUUUUUUUUAUCUUAGUUCUAUUUUGUGAAUUGUUUCUACUCGCUUUUUUACAUUGCGUUUUAUCUACAAGACAUUGAUCUUUUGCAAAGGGUAAGUUAUAACAGACCUAUUAAUGUCGUUAUCACAGGAUCAUGAUUCAUACUUUUGUUUUCGACCAUGAUAAAUUGGAAACAGGGGGCUAUUUAAUAUAACUUUUACAAGUGAAAUUUACAAAUGUAGGUAUUAUUAUAGAGUUUGAACUUAUGAAAUUUUGUAAAAUGGACCCCAUGCUUCUUGGUUGCGAUAACUGAGGUGAGGGGAGAUUAGGCAGAGGGAAUGGAGGAUGAAGAACUGUGAACAAACCUCUGAUAUUGCCAUCCUAUUUCCAAGCAAGGCCAAUCUUGUAUUCACUUAAAAAAACAGCUCAUUUGAAAUUCUACUUUAGUAAUUUGUUCUACCGAGAUUGAAGAUUUGUUUUAGCUUUGAGAAUAAAUCCAUUUUCGUAUUUCUGAAACGUUUGGUUGACUUGUGGAGCGCCACCUAAAACAAACCGGUAGUUUCGAUCCAAAACUUUACAGAUUAUCUCUGUUCAGCUGAAAAAUAACUCGUGUACUCACAAUAGGAACUAAAACGGUUAUCAGCAGAGGUUCUCUUUUGCAUUUACCAUUAGGUGCUAGUGCAAAAUAGUGCCCUCUUCUUGCACGUCAUCUUAUUCCCGGCUUUCAACCCCGAACUGAUUCAACAAAUCACCGUUUUUUUAUUUUCUCCAGCACUUGGCUGCUUUAAUGAUUACGUCGCAGCUGAUUGGUCAGGUGACCGAGUCUCUGAUCCCUUACGUCAUGUUUAGAAGCCGUGUUACCAAGUUUACCAAGGAAGGAAAGAAAAUUGUAAUGAAGUCAGCUGACUUGUCUGACAUCGUUGAACGACAAGCAACUCAGGAACAGUACUUGGUAGGUUAUCGUAAAUAGCUGUUACUGCAACCUCGUCCCUAGACUGCAAAACAGUCCAUAUUUUUGCGUAUUCAAGUACGCGCGAACAGUCAAACAAGAGGUCUGGAACGAGGCUGAAAACAGAGUGCGAGACUGGGGAGAGACGCUAAAAAUACGUUUCUCUCGCCUCACAGGGCGUGUGAGGCUCGCGCUCGCGCGCUUUGCUCGUAAGACUCUUACGCCACGCUUUACCGAUUUCUUUACUGAUUUUGAGAAAAAAACCCGACUGUUUUUCAGUCUACUUCGUCCCCGGGCUUAAAAGAGCUGUAUCAUGUAUUUUUACCAAAUUCUGCCUCUUUGACUUAGUGGCCGCGCAAUUGAGCGGGGUAUACCCAAUAAUCCCGGGGGCUACUUCCUAUAAGGGAGGCUCCGCUCAAAAGGGGUACCUUUUUCAGGCUUCAGGUGUAUAAAAGGGUUGGAUUUCAUGUUUAUAUGGUAUAUAAAAUGGUAAAGAGUUGGGCCGUAUAAAACGCUUGCACCUUGCACCUUGCACCUUGCACCUAUCCCGUAGUCAUGGAGACCGUUGGGGUGCCACGGACAUAGCUACCCUCUCCCUACAUUUGAUUUUGUUUUCAGCUACUCUUAGGGCGUUGCAAAACUUCAACCCUGUCCACUCAGAGAUGUUAUUCUCCCGACGGAAGAAGGGGUCGACAAAAUAAAACGCCUAAGGCACAGUUAAGGGACAUUAAAAUAUCCCAAUUAAGUUUUUAUUACACCGCUAAAAAAAUUUUGAAAACUUGUUCCACUUUAAUGAUAAACCAAAGGGAACUAAUAUUUCUCGAGGCACUUGAAAGUUCGCUCUAAUAAUUACGUUGAUUUAGCUUCAGAAACAUUAUGUAGUUUCUUUCCUCAGGGCACAUUUGCUGAUUAUCUGGAACUGUUCCUUCAAUUUGGUUACACUUUCCUAUUUUCCUCUGCCUAUCCCAUGGCCGCUUUUUGGGCGUUAUUAAACAAUGUUAUUGAACUUCGAACGGAUGCUUUCAAGAUGUGUCGCAUCUUCCAGCGACCGUUUGCUGAACCCGCAAACUCCAUUGGCGCCUGGCAAGUGAGUAUUUCUGUCCUUUCUAGCCGGCAUAUCAAUUUCAUCGUCAACCACAACGCCGUUAAUGUCAAGUGACAAGACACUGCAGGGCUGCAAAUUAUUAUUUUUCCUUGUGAGGAGAAAUUUUCAACUCAAGCAAAAUUUUGGUCAGACAAGACAAAAUUAUAUUGUCGGACAUUACUUAAAAUGAAUUUUUUCCUCCGUUUGAUUAUCUGAUUCGCACUUACAGGAAGGAGCGUGUUACAAAGUUAUGCUAAGUUCAAUUACUCAAGACAGUACAGCUGUAAAAUUGUUAAUUGUCAAUGAUGAUUUGAAAACCGGACAUAAUGUCCGACCCGGGGCAAGGGGUCAUGUAAAUGUUUGGUGUGCAGCGGGAAGGAUCAUGGGAAAGCUUUAAAAGCGCAAACCCAUUGCGCUGCGGCUUGGGCCGAAAAUCUCAAGGAGUGCCUCGGUACGAAGAAGAGAGGAGGCAGAUUAUCUUAAGAACUUAGGCCCCCUCCACUUUUCUACGGAUUGGUCAACCCUCCAUACUUCUCCGAUGAAAUAGGGUCAUAGAAAAUGCAGCUUUUCUAUGACGCUCUCUGGAGUGGAAAGUUUUGAAAAGCCGAUUUCUCUUACUUGUAUGGACAGGUGAAAAGGAAAUUUUUGAAAAUGAUGGCGUAUAAGUGUCUUGAUAUCGUGAGGGGUAACGAUGUUUCACCGCCAUCUUUCCUUUUUUUUCUUUAAAAUGUUCAAGCUUGUUAUUACAGAACACGACUUAAUCAGUAGGGCUACACCUUGUUUGAUCUGCGUUGCGUUGCUCGUAUAUUUUUCUAUUCGCCUUGAUUUCUGUUUACACGGUUUGUUACUGAAUAAAGUGUUUCCAUCAAAUGUUGUUUAUCAUUUCAGCCUGCAUUUGAAAUGCUUGGUGUUGUUGCCGUCAUCACAAACUGUGCGCUGAUUGGCAUGGCAGCUAAGAACUCUCAUUGGCUGCCUGAAAUGUCAACUGUUAAUGCCAUUCUGAUGUUUGUAGCCAUCGAGGUAAGAACUCGUCACAGCCUCCUAAGUGGCUGUUUUUUUCCUCUGCAGCGCAGAGAAGCGUGUGAUCACUUGUGAACUUACCACACAGCAAACAAACUGGAACGAAGUUAUGCGAUUGCUAUAGCUAAAGCGCGAAAGAAGUUUAGGGAUAGCUUCAAGGAGCUGUGUCCCAAAAUUCAGCCAAAUUAGGAAAUUACAAAGUGCCCGUUAAAUUAAGAGAAACAUAAAAAUAAGCCCUUGAAACUUUAAAAAAAGGUUAAAAUAACAUAGCAGAAACAAUAGAUGCCACGGAUGGGCAAAACUGAAGAAGAUUGAAAUGGAUUGAACUGUUCAGGCUAACAGUUUUUCAAAGUUGAUCCCUGCUGUUUGCAACUUCAAAUAUAAUGCUCAGGAGACAUAUUUGUUUGUCUCGGAUCUCAGAUUUUGUCAUUUACAUGUAAUUUCUUCGCUUAUUUCAAGUUGCAUAGGGAUUGAGGGCGAGUAAUUCGCAAAAUUAAACAAAAUGAACUGGACUGCCGUGACACAGCCCCUUUAAGACAUUUACACACAAAGCAAAGCGAAAGGAUAUGCUAUUUAACAAGUGGUCAUUCUCACUCACGUCACUCUCUUAUCAGUACUCUGGUUGGUUAACCGAACAGUGGCAUUUCCAUAUAAGAGUUAGUUUCAGCGAAAUUUUUUAACUUGUCGUUGCUAAAAGGACACUUCGAGAAAAGGGGAGGGGAAUAGGCUCGAUUACCAGCUGCUGAGGAUCCCAGAGAAGGGUGAAACUCGACCCCGAGGGGGUAGGGGAGGGUAUGGCCAUAAGUACCCCAGGGAAUAGCCUCAGUUACCUGCCGCUUAGGACCCCAGAGAGGGGCGGAAAUCGAGCUUGUGUGGGAAGGGUACGGCCAUAAGUAGGCUAGGUAUUCAAUCUCAGUAUAUGUUUCAUUGCAGCACUUUUUACUUGGAGUUAAGUUUGUGUUAGCGCUUGUUAUCCCGGAUGUACCACAGUGGGUACAAGAUGAAAUGGCUCGGCAACAGUACAAAGCUCAGCUUGCUCUGAGGGUAAGUCCCUCACAAUCCUUAAAACGUUUAAAGCUUCUUUAACCACAUUUUGACGUCAUUAGUGAUCUAUCACUGAACAGACGCACGACAACAUGGAAUCCCUUUUUUAAACAGGCCAUGAAAAAUUAGUUUCGAUUUGUUUUUUACAAUAACAUUGACAGUUUUGACGUCCAUUUCUGUGGAAGUUUCUUGGAUUAUCGCACGCGAGAGAAAUAGAAAAGAAGAAAUCACUCAGUUACGGUAAAAAUUAAGUUACGUCAAUUAACUGGUCCCUAUCUUGCUACCUUAUGUUCCUCUAGGCACAAAGUGAUGACCUGGAAGAAAGAAAGACCGCCUGGAAAGAGACGAUGCUUUAACUGAGACAUUUAUGGGCAGCUUCAGUAUAGUGUAGAACAUUGCUUAAACAACACGUACGUUUUCUGUUGUCUUUUUGGUGUGUUAUUUUUAUUCGUGUGCAUUUUUUUAACGGAGGAACAAAAUUUGAGAUUGCUCAGCAAAAGACUUGCUUGAUCAAGUUACUUCUUGAGUUACUGCAAAUAUCAGGGAAUCGAGGUCGCCGUUUUCUGCGUUUUUUUGUUUUUUUAGUCGCAGUUUAGGUAAAUCUUCUUUAUCCUAAACCAUCCUUAAUAUAUUGUCAAUUGCCUGGUUUAUGCACGGCUCUCCCAAGGCCCGCACGGUCCAUUUAUGUCAGUGACAUAACCGACACGAAAGGCCGGGAAAGCUUGAAACUUUUUUUUGCGCGUAUCACGUGACCAAUCCGAUACGCUUUGACCGCGCGAAAAUUUUGAGGCCUUGUAACUAGGCAAUAUUUUUAACUCUUCAAAGAUUUCCUAUUUAAGACUAAGUAGCAAUUUCGAGAUUUACUUUGUUAGUUUCAAAAUAUUUUGGACAGUGCAAAAUAAUGACGUAGAGCGACAUGGCUGCUUUAAGGAGCCGUUCACAUGGAGGUACCAGGAAGAUCCUAGAAGGCUGAACAACUUUACGUUGGGUUUCAAGCAGAGAACUUUCUGUCUUUGUGGUUAGGUUAGAGAAGGAAUUAAAGCAUUAAAGAUUGCGGGCGACAAGAGCAAAAGUACAAUUUGGUCCCUUCUGCUUUCUCUUCUGGCGUUAAUAUCUACCUUUUAGCAGAGUUGUCACAAUAAUCAGCUCGUGGUAACGUCAAACGAAAUGGUCGGCCAUUAGCCACUAGACGGCCCACUGCCAUUCUUGUCUGGUUUGUCCGUAGUACAAACCCCGUAGUACUAGAUCGUAAGACCUUCCUAGCGAAGGCAGUCGAUAUGGUCCUAGCACGAGGAUCUUCCUACCUCUCAGCUAGGCCAAGAUCCUAGAACUAGGAAGAACUUAGCUCUGGGAACAAGAACAACCCUUUGUAUGUAAACCGAACACGAAAAACAUAUGGCGCUAGGAUGAUCGCCUUGUGGGAUCUUCCUGGUGCUAGGAUCUUCUUACCUCCAUGUAAAAAAGGUCAGCGUUAUGUUCGAUUGCGUUCACUGUUGUUGCGAAGUGGGGGGCUGGUUGUCCAAACUGUGGAUUAAACAACGUCAACAACAACAACAAUUUUCAACUACAACAAGCAAACAACUCGAUAUGCAAGUGUUGUUCAGUAGCUUUUUUUCGAAUAGUCCAGGAAACUUGGGUUUCAUUUACACCUUAUGGAAAAAAGGAGGGAAUAUAGUAUUGUUUUGGGUUACUUUAAGGGUUGUUAAGUGUCUACACAUUUUCAUGAACCAUUUUGUUAGCGAGGAGGGUUAGAGGGGAGAUGAAAAUUUUUGGCCGGUUACACAGAACGUAAUUCCUUUCAGCUUGACAAACAUUUUUAUUUGUUGUAUAUAAUAUCAAUUUGCAGUGACAGUACAAAGGUGGAAGAAAAUUUUUGAGGCGUUUUUUUUACAGCAAUUAGUUGUGUUGUCUUUUAGUUUUACCACUUUAUUAUUAACUUACGCUUUGUUCCGGCAUUCUGCCUAGCUAGAAAACUCUUUCAUUUUAGAGUUUUCAUUUUAUUCGAUUUUAACUCAUAAAAAUCAAUUUAUAGUAAAGUAAGGGGGUCGAUCUAAAAACGAAAUUGGCGCCGUUUCCGCGUUAAUUAUCUCUCCUGAGAGAUAUGCUUGUAACAAUUUUUAAUUGCAGAAAUAAAGUUUCAUCAUCUUUUAUCCACUUUCAUUGCUUUAGAGUUCUUAAUUUCCCAUCGGAAUCCCCCUCUCGCGUAGACUUUCCUUCGAAAAAAUCUUGCCUUCCCUCCUGACUGUUGUUUGAGUAAGCAAACAGCGUAGG